UGGCCGCGGAGUGCGAUGUAAAUAUUGUUGCCGCUCGUGAAACACAUUACACAGGUAUCAGCUCGGUGGGACGGCUUUCGUGCAUGCGUGAAUGGUUACAUAAUAAGAUUGAAAAGUGUGAAGUAACUUCUACUAAAUAAGGAAAAUAAAUGGAAUUGAAAGCACCUGGUGGUAGCAGCUGUGUUCGGAGGGUACGGAGUGGAGUAUUACGGAUUUGGUGAAACACGGUACCAUUGGAGUUUUAAAAAAAUCAGCAAUUGAUCAGUGAGUGGAAUAGACAACUUAAUUGGUUAGUUGUCCGGACAUUACGUUACACCAAAACAUACCAGAAACUGUUUAAAUUGAACAUAAUCAUAACACACGCGAAUCAUACCAGCCGGAAAGUAACUACCAGUCAAUUUACGGACCUACGAUGGCCCGUCACUUUAUGGCGGUUUGUGUCGUGUGCCUGCUCUGUGCGGAUCAUGUACACUGCAAGCAACACUUUGCCGACGAUGGUAGUAAAUCGCGCGACACCGCUGGCCGGUCGGAUACGACGAUACGCGACGUACGAUCGCUGAUCGAUCUUCGGUACGAACCAGUGGCCAACACUGUCACAGGAUUCCAGGCGACCAACGAUCAUGACUGGAAGAGCAACGAUGGAAGCCAUCGGAUAAUGAAGCGACAUGCCCAUCACCAUCACCAUCACGAUGAUGUUGAGGAGAAGGAAACAGUUGGCGAAACGCAAACCGAGUUUGACCGGUUAAUGAAAGACAAGAUGGAUCAGGCGAUGAGAAAAAUUUUCACCGAAUACGGCAACCCGGCAUUAAUGACCAUGGAUGUGCAAGGGUUCGAACGGAUGGCGCGUCAAUUGGGUAUGUUUCGACUAAUACCGGGAGUAGUAACAGGUGACGUUGGGCACACACUGCAGGAUAUUACUACUAGUGAGUCACCACUGCAGCAGGAGGAUCCUCUAAAGUGCAUUAGCAGUAAUGAAUUUCUACGGCGCAUUACACCACCGAUGAUACGGUCCCAGGAAUGGGAAGAUGCAGCUAAAGGUGAUAAAAGUAGUUACGAAUUUGGAAAAGAAGGCAGCAAUAGCACGUCAAGCGGAGUCAGUAAUUCCGCUGAUGGGCGUAACGUUAAGGACGACACGACAGCAAAAUUUAUUUUAUCAAACGAUAAUAUACAAAACAUUAGCAUAAGCAACAGCAGCACUAAUAGUAACAGCAGUGGUAGUAGUACUAACAGCAGUAGCAUUGAGGAUCAACCGCUUGACCAAAUAGUUUCAGCGGAAGAAAGAAUAAAUGGGAGUAGCCACAACGAAAGCGCUUCAUCGGAACGUCCCACUCGCGUUGAAUCCACCGUUAUGCUGCGUGAUCGCGAUCUUUAUAAUGUGUGCCCGAUGCUGCUGGGUCAUUUACUGUCGAAGGUGCCACAGGAACGGUCCGGUUGUUUUGGUGAGGAAAGUGUACCGCCACUGCAGGUGAGCAGUCUACAAGAGCAGAACGAUCCUCACCAACAUCAUCACCACCAUCACCAUCACCGCGAAGGUGGUUCCUCUGAGGCUGCCGUAUGGAUUUACUCUUCCAUUGCGAUACUGGGCGUGAGUUUGUGCGGGUUGCUCGGUGUGGCCGUCAUACCGUGCAUGGAAAAACAUUUCUACCAUCACGUGAUACAGUUCCUGGUAGCGCUCGCAAUCGGUACGCUGUGCGGGGAUGCACUGCUACAUCUGCUACCGCACGCCAUGCUGUCCUCGCUGGAUAAUGCCCGAGCGGCACAUGAUUCGAUGAUGUACAAGGGCCUUGCGGCGGUGCUGGGGAUCGUGUUCUUUUACUUUAUGGAGCGUUUCCUGACCGUGAUCGCGGAAUGGUGCAAGACGCGACAGAAAAAGGACAAACCACCGUCCCGGGUGCGUGUGAUGCGUGAUCCGGAGUCAACCUCGUUGCAUGCAUCGAGUGCCGGUGAGAAACAGUGCAAGCACAAGUACAGCUCCUACCCGUACUGCUACGAUGAGAUCGCGAUGGACACGAAGGACGAUCAUCACGAGCACAACACAAACGGCACGAACGAAAAUCACAACAGUGCGCUGGCCAAGUGUGCCAACCAUCAUCACAACGGCGAACUAACCGCGGACCACGGUGCGGAGUACACUGGACUGAACAACCAUCAUGCGCAUAACACGCAAAGCAACCAUCAGUCGCUGCGGGAGGAUGCGAACGAUAAUAAUACGGUAUCGACCAAUCUGGACGAAGGAUCGAUUGAGAGCGAGCAGGGUAACAAUCACCAUCAUACCGGUAGGCAGGGCAGCAAAUGUUCGGAACAAACGAGUGGGAAACUGCGCCCGGAGAAUUACACGAUCAUCUUGCGCGAGCACGAAACCAAGCACCACGGCCAUUCGCAUACACACGGACACGUCCAUUCGCCACCGGGAUCGCUAUCAGCUGUCGCCUGGAUGGUGGUAAUGGGUGAUGGGUUGCAUAACUUCACCGAUGGCAUGACGAUCGGAGCAGCGUUUGCGAACAAUAUUGCGGGCGGUUUCUCGACCGCUAUUGCCGUGUUUUGCCAUGAGCUGCCGCACGAACUUGGUGACUUUGCGGUGCUGCUGAAGGCGGGCAUGUCGGCCAAGGAAGCCGUCUACUAUAAUCUGCUUUCCUCCUUGCUCAGCCUGCUCGGUAUGGUGGUCGGUAUUAUUGUUGGCCACCAGCCGGAAGCAUCCGCUUGGGUGUUUGCCGUUGCGGCCGGCAUGUUCCUGUAUAUUGCUAUGGUGGAUAUGAUUCCCGAACUCACCUCAUCCCAUGGUGCAGAAGAACGUUGCAAAACAUCCGAAUUUUUGUUGCAGUUCCUUGGGUUGACGCUUGGAUUCAGCAUCAUGAUGAUAAUAGCUAUGUACGAGCACGAUCUAAUGCUGCUGUUUGUCGAUUAAGCAUCUGGAAGUGCAUCUGGGAGGUUGGUUGGUACAGCACAAUGCAAAAGUUACAGAGUCCGCAGGAUGGGAACUCAACCACUCCUCUCUAGCCUAGCGGUUAAUAAUCAGUUCCUCGACGCCUAGCGUCGUCCUCGUGCUCUGCGGAGCGUACCGCGGAAAGUAUACAUCAAGCAGAAGUUCAAGCUUGUCUGCACAAGCUCGCCAGUGUCUCUAUCCAUAACACACGUAGACCUCAAUGGCGUCUAGCAUCAUAUACACCUGUACAGUUAAGAUAUUGGCAACGGAAAGCCGGGAUAAAAGUCGAAAAGAGAAACAAAAAAUGUAGCUACUACUCUUGCUAUUUCUCAGCAGUUUUAUCAGGUUUAGCAGAAUGCAUGGAAGCAAAAUCUUAAGAAAGGAGACCCAUAUGGCAAACAACAAUAUGCAGUAAUAAGUGCAAGGAAGAUGGAAAGCUUCUUCCUGCGUGUAAGAAUAUUGUGAUCAUUUGCGUAAAAUCAGAAUCAGAAGCAUUGUCCCUAACCAAAAUAAUCAAGAGCAAAAAUGGAACUGACUCCUUAACAAAACUACUAAUUAACGUCAGCAAAAUGGCGAUCCUUGUACAGUACUGUAUCAUUACGAGUUCGGCUUUUGGCGUUCUUGUCAAAACGGCCAUCCCCGCAGUCGUGUUGUGAGUGAGCGACGGAAACGUUGUAAAUGUUUUCCCGCCCGUUCAAAUCAACACUUCCUCGUCUAACUGUCGGUAGGGUUCUCAUAUUUUCCCUUCAAUAGCAUCUAGAGUGGUAGGUUUUCUAAACACAACAAAGAAAAAAAAACAAUAUUGAAUUGCUUCUUCAAGCUCAGAUAAAUAACACGAAAAGUAUUACAAAACUUAUUGCAUGUUACUACAACAAAUAGAAACCACAUACCCCCACAACCGUACACAAAAAUGGGAUGAUCUGGAAUCGUGUACAUUAGGCGCACGCCGGUCCACCAAUCGGUGUCAUCCCUAUUGGGAUAUUUGGAUUAAUUUUGGAUUUAUCUUAAUUUUUAAGUUCGUUUUUGCGCCCCUUUCCUCUAUCUGCCAAUAAUAUUUAAGGUUUUGCAUACUUUGUAAACUUUUUUUUUGCGCGCGUAGUACUUGUUUUUCACUGAUGACGGAAAUCUUUUUUAAAUUCGUUUUUUUUUUUUGUACAUUGAAAAUAGAAUUUUUAGCAGUGUUUAUAUUGUCCAAUUAAAACAUACUGUCCACAGCUUCAACGUUGUACUUAGAUGAUACUUUUACUGUAUCAGAUCAUAGUAUCUUAUUAUUUGUAGACUCAAAGAUAACGUUUUCUCCUAUAACCGCCGACGUCGAUCUUGUGACUUGAAUUAUCCAUAGACGAAUAGUUGUCUGCAUAAUGCAACUAUACUAUUCGACCAGCCAAUAAUUAAUUCUUAUAGAUUAUCAUCUGCAAUCAAUAACAGUUCUGUCUUAAGUGAAGCAUUUCUCUGCAGCUGUACAUAGCACCGUUCGAAUAUGCAAUCGUUAUAGGUGGCUAUUUGAGUUAUUCGGUUUAGACAUCCUGUGAAGCAUUUGGCAUGGUAGCGCAAGUAGAUAGUACUACGAAAAAAGUCUGGAGAAAUGAACAGAGAUAGAGACAGAGACAAAAUCAGCUCAUCUCAUCAUCAGAAACAACUUUUCUUUGCUUCACAACACUAUAGUCUUAAGUAGAAUAACAAAUGUUGGUAGUCUUUUACGCGUCGUCGAUGUUUUUUCUUGUUUUAUGUUUUCAUUAUCUUUUUCUAUCCGGUUUAUUUUCACGCUUUCAAAAACAAUGUAGCGGGCAAAACAUAAUAAACUGAAAACGAUGGAGUAACA
Molecule: messenger RNA, 4745 nt
Organism: Anopheles moucheti
Lineage: Eukaryota; Metazoa; Arthropoda; Insecta; Diptera; Culicidae
Gene: foi
Product: zinc transporter foi
Exons: 4
Coding region: 413-2905 (830 amino acids)
Biological process (GO): intracellular zinc ion homeostasis; zinc ion import across plasma membrane
Cellular component (GO): membrane
Molecular function (GO): zinc ion transmembrane transporter activity
Source: RefSeq, a predicted model, not a curated record